This is a messenger RNA of Amoebophrya sp. A25, 2610 nucleotides long. The record is from the annotation of a GenBank genome assembly. NCBI's taxonomy places the organism in Eukaryota, Dinophyceae, Syndiniales, Amoebophryaceae.
GUCUGAGUGCCCUGGUCAAUAUUCUGUCCUGAGAGUCAGAGUGGCUCUUUUCAUAUAUAGCUGUGCUUGUGCUGUUCUUGAAAGAGUUUUUGUAGUCUUACCUCGUCUCCACGCUUUUCAUGAUGAUUAUGACUUCUUUGCUUUUCAUCUUAAAAAAACGUGCAGUUCUUUGCUUAGGGUUAGAAAGAAGUACUAUCUGGUUUCGCGGCUCGUUUUACUUUUUUUCCCCAAGUGGAAACCCAAAAUAGUAAUAACUUUCUAUGUAUCUUCUAUCGCAUGCAUAUUUCAUAAAACAUUUCCUCCAACGAACUCAUCAACAAAGUGGUUGAGUCGAUUUAUUGAAAUAUUAAGUAGGUGGCUUAUAAUAGAAUACCAUUUACGUAGUUAACGUAGUGAGUUGCUUUAUCUACUCAGUAGUUGUCGCAGUAACGAUCCUCCAACGCUCGCAAGUAGCUAUUUUCGCAUUACUUCAUCAAUUCUUUUACUAACGCUUGUUUCCUAGGUCAGCAAAAAUGGCGCACGUUGAGAAGGUUAAGCACAAGCCACAGGGCUUCAUGAAGGUGGAGGUGGAUGGCUUUCUCGCUACUGAUUCGAAGAUCAAGGAUCCAACUUUGGCUAUGUCCGAUGCCGAGAAGAAAAAGGAGAUCGACAAGCUGAAGAAUGAGAACGUGAACACUUUGGACAAUGUCAUCAACGUCUUGCAGCAAGCCGACCGAACGGCAGAUAAGAUCACGGGUGGUUUGGACGAGAACACAGCAAUAAUGAAGCGCAUCUUAGACAAGCAAGAUCACAUUAACGAGAAUUUGGCGAAAGGAGGCAAGAUUUUGGGGAACAUGGAAGGUACUACUACAACUACAACAGAAUUCUUUUUAAGUACUUAUUUUUUUGAUCAUGUGGAGAAUUUUCGAAUUGCACAAGAAUACUAGUUUUUCCCUUUUUGCUCUCUAUGGCAUUGACAAAACUUCCAAAGAUUUAGCCCACUUGUUGGAGCCGACGCAGAUCUUGUGCGAGUAAUGAAUGAAAAGCACUUGUGCUUGUUUUUAUUACUCCUGCAGUCACUUACACUUGUAUAUGUAGUACUAAGUGCUCAACAAAAAAGGUAUCACUGGUGGCGGCGCCCAUGCGGAUAAGAAGUUCGAGGAAACGAAGCUGAAGCCAGUCAGCCCAGAUGGUUUUCCGAUCUUCCAAUCUGGUAUGGUGAAGAAGGCGGGCAAGCACUUCAAAGACAAAUGGCAGAAGUGCCAUUUGAUGGUCCAUGGAAACAAACUCUCAAUUGCCGACGACGAAAACGCAAAGCACCACCAAGACAUCAAAAUCUCCAAAAGCAGCUACCUCAUUCUUUUGGCGGAUUCGAAGGUAUUCCUCUCACCUUUAUAAUAUGCCUCCAUCAUUUUCAUCUCCUUUGAUUAUCAGUACUUGUUACGGGGAAAUCUUAGGCAGAUUGCCGAAUAGAUUCGCGUCAUCAUUAUACUUGUUACGGCUCUCGACUACUACUUCUACUUACUUCUACUUACUUCUACUUCAUCUACUUACUUCUACUUCUACUUCUACUAUCGUUUUCGAAGAUAUUUCCUAGACCUAGAGUUAUCUUCAGCUCCCUGUCCUGUAGCUAUCUGCUUCCGAGGUGAUCGAGUAUGUCAUAGGUGUAUUGGCUACUAGUACCCGAUUGAUGAGUUGUCGUUUCAGGGUCAUCUUCGUUAUCCUUCCCAAACAAGCUGAAUGCAUUCCGACCUUCCCUACUGGUAACCACUCUAUAUAUUUAUAAUCUCCAAGUAAUCAAUUACAAUCACCUCAUUCCCAUCAACCGCGACUACUUUUUAUCUUCAAAUUAUCAACUUCUCUAUGUGUCACCCCCAACUACCACCCCAAAAUCACCCUCAACAUCCUCUCAACUUUUCAGGCCCCUCCGCAGUUGCAGAAGUUGAAGGAUGCGCAUCCAGGUGGGUUUGCGGUCUACGAGGACAGCAAACAGGAGAUCCCUUGGCUCUUCGAUACCCCAAAUCCGAAGGCUCAGAGUGCUUGGGUCCGAGGAUUUCAGUCUUGUAUGGAAUACAUCAAGCUGGGAGUCCACGACGUGUGGAGCGACCCUCGUGUCCAGAAGGGCGCACAGAAGAAUUUGAAGUUAUGUCGAAUCAUCCCUACCACUUUCUAUCAUCUGCAGAUGAGGAAGAAGAGUAGCUUCGUACUUAUACUUUUUAGUCUCAGUGAUCUGUCGACCACGACCAACUUCUAUCAGUUGUAUAUUUUUCAUCAAACAUUGAUUCUUCUGCUGUUUAUAAUUUCAGAUUGAUGUUGUAAGUAGUACUAUGCUUGUUUCAACUAUGCCUGUCCCUCUCCUCUCUCCCUCUAAGACCAGAAGUGAGGAAGUUUCAGAAGAAGAGGGCUGCCGAUGACGCGUACGGAAAGAAGACGGACGAGCAGUUGGACGUCGUUGAUGACUUGCUGGAUGUGCUGCACGGAAAGGCCGAAAACAUCGGGAAGAAGAUCGAUGAGCAAACGGGACUGAUCGGAAAGAUGAGCGACAACACUCACAAGGCUCGGGAGGACAUGCACAACCAGAAAAACCAAAUGCACAACAUCGUCAAGGAAACCGAAAAGAACUGGAUCUAG